This is a messenger RNA of Leptonychotes weddellii (Weddell seal), 680 nucleotides long. It is a transcript of the gene LIN7B, whose product is annotated as lin-7 cell polarity scaffold B. The record is from RefSeq and is a predicted model, not a curated record. NCBI's taxonomy places the organism in Eukaryota, Metazoa, Chordata, Mammalia, Carnivora, Phocidae. Gene Ontology annotation, molecular function: protein binding.
GCGGGACGUGUCCCGGGCGGUGGAGCUCCUCGAGCGGCUCCAGCGCAGCGGGGAGCUGCCCCCGCAGAAGCUGCAGGCCCUCCAGCGAGUCCUGCAGAGCCGCUUCUGCUCUGCCAUCCGGGAGGUGUACGAGCAGCUCUAUGACACGCUGGACAUCACGGGCAGUGCUGAGAUCCGGGCCCACGCCACAGCCAAGGCCACAGUGGCUGCCUUCACAGCCAGUGAGGGCCACGCACAUCCCAGGGUAGUGGAGCUGCCCAAGACAGAUGAGGGCCUGGGCUUCAACAUCAUGGGGGGCAAGGAGCAGAACUCCCCCAUCUACAUCUCCCGUGUCAUCCCUGGAGGUGUGGCUGACCGCCAUGGAGGCCUCAAGCGUGGGGACCAGCUGCUCUCAGUGAAUGGUGUGAGCGUUGAGGGUGAGCAGCACGAGAAGGCAGUGGAGCUGCUGAAGGCAGCCCAGGGCUCGGUGAAGCUGGUGGUGCGUUACACACCUCGUGUGCUGGAGGAGAUGGAGGCCCGCUUCGAGAAGAUGCGCUCUGCCCGCCGGCGCCAGCAGCAUCAGAGCUACUCGUCCUUGGAGUCUCGAGGCUGAAACUACAGUAUCUGGACCCUCACCCCGCCCCCUCCCCUGUACAGUAUUUAUUGUCACCGGCUCCUUAUUUAAAGAUCUUUGACCCUCA